GUUGACAAUUCUCGAAGACUGCGAAGUGCGAACACAACGGAACGCAUAGAAAUGAGAAAAUUAUUCUCUAUUUUCGUGCGUAUUUAAUGGUGUCAAAUAAAAAAUCAAAAUUUAAGUAGGCCACUUAACAAGAGAAGUAAAAAUGUGCAGCAAGAGCCUUAUUUCAGUGUUGAUACUUUAUUUAUGUUUCGAUUAUGCUCAUCAGCACAAAGAAAAUCACAUGUCAAGAUUAUAUAGGCAGCUGGCUGCGCGACUGCCUGCUGCUAAUGACUGGGAUUUCUUGAUGUUUACUCAGCAAUGGCCUAGUUCUAUGUGCAAAGUUUGGACGCACAAGAAACCACAUCACCAUUGUGUAUUUCCUAAGAAGCCUGACUCCUGGACUAUCCAUGGAAUAUGGCCAACUAAGAAGGGAACCAAAGGGCCUUUUAACUGCAAUAACACUUGGCUAUUUGAUGUUGAGCAGAUCAGACCUAUUGAAAAUGAAUUGGAGGAAGCUUGGACUAAUAUUGAGAAAGAAACUGCACUCUACAAUCUAUGGGCUCACGAAUGGAACAAACAUGGCACCUGUGCUGCCAGCUUAGAAGCACUCAACAGCCAACUGAAAUACUUUAGCAAAGGCAUAGAAUUACUCAAUAAGUACCACAUGAAUGAUAUGCUCAGUGCUGCCAACAUAUUACCUUCUAAUACAACAGGAUUAAACGCUCAAGAUAUCAACAAGGCAAUCGCUUCAAAACUGGGUAUUCGUCCCUUCAUAGCGUGCGAAUUUGAAGAUGGAAUCCAGUACUUAAUGGAACUUCGUAUAUGCUUUGAUAAACAAAUGAAUGUGAUGGAGUGCGAGGGUGAACAUGAAAUCAAUGGGUUGAUAACAAACUGUGUUAUUUCUAAAGAAAUUAUGUACCCGGCUCGGGAACAACCCGCUAAUAGGCAACUGGUACAGUUAUACAAAUUUGUUAACUGGGUACAGUGGUUUACAUUGUAAUUUUGUGUUCAGAAUUUGAUAAAGAAAUAUUGUCGAAUUCUUCUGUAAAAACUACGGAGUAUAGAAAGAUAAGCGGAGAUGUCAUAAUGCAGGUAGGUCAGGCGCCUUCUUCUAGGUCAAGUUCAAACGGUGGGAAUGAACAAAACAGUCAGCUACGAGUAAACUAACGAGGCGUUCGGGUUCUUUGAUACAUCUGUCUACGAUUUUUGGUAUUACGAAAGGUCGGGUCCAAAGAAGGCGCAUGAGGGCGGAGACAGUAACGUUCCUCGUCUCCCGUUCAACCGCAUUUUGGCGCUAGGCGAUUUUCCAUUAUGGCGCCUCCGCUAGUCAUUUGUUCUCUAUGGUAAAACAUAGGUUUUGUUUGUUAACAGUUGCUCUAUUCCCUUCAAUUCUAGUACAAAAUAUGUUAAUAUUCUGUAUAUUUUACGGUAUCCUGUUUUUUGUAUCACUGUUUUAUUUUUAAAUCUUUCUUUGUAUUAUUUAAGGUUGUGUUUUUAUCCAUGUACUUAAUCCAGUGCAAUAAGUUUUAUUUUAAAAAUUAAUUUUAAUUUAUUGAAAGUGUGUCAAAAUCUGGGUCAUAAAUUAGGAUAAAUAAUGUACCUACAUUAGUUACCAGUUUGUAGUUUAGCCUUCUAUAAAAAAUUGAUUAUGCCGUCCAAUAGUAAAAUUUGCUUGAGUCUUCAAACCAAGCUAAAAUCAACUAUAGAUUUUCCCAGCACAAUAUGAGCUUUUGUCUUUGAAUUCAAAAUUGUCACACUGCCCAAUGUCAUUCAUUACUUUUUAUAAAAUUCUUCCAAGAUUUUUUUUAUUAAUUAUUUUAAAAUGUGUGUGUUAAAUUACAUUUUGUAUUUUUAUAGUUCUCCCCAAGCUUAUGGUGAAAUCGGAACGUUGCGAAACCAUUUUUAUUCACAUGCGCGCUCUGUGCUCUGAAGUUAGUCGCAAACCGCCAUUAAGUUUGGUGAGAACUACAAUAACUUAAACCCAAGUUCACCGACAACAUAAAAGGCAAUUUACUGUGACUUGGCACGUUGAAUUUUCAAAGUAAACAGUUUUUUAGGGUUCCGUACCCAAAGGAUAAGACGGGACCCUAUUGUUUUCGCUCCUCUGUCCGUCCGUCUAUCACCAGGCUAUAUCUCAUGAACCGUGAUAGUUAGAGAGUUGAAAUUUUCACAGAUGAUGUAUUUAUAUUGCCGAAAUAACAACAAAUACUGAAAACCAGAAUAAAAUAAAUAUUUUUAUGAAAAACGGACGUUUAUGUUGUCGGUGAAAAUGGGCGUUAGUAAGACAUUUCUUAAGUGCCUUGUAUGUCACAUGCCAAUCGCUUCAAGUCAUUAGUAGGUUAACAGUGGAUUUCUAUAACUGACCUAUCCAUUGUUUUGCGAAUAGAGAUUGAAUUGCGGAUAGAUUAUUUAUAGAAUUCUGCAGAUAGUAGAGUCUACCAACCACGACUCAGUCCGGCGGAAAAAUGGUGAAAAUAUUUUUUUGCUUGUAAUUAGCAAUUACUGAACUAUGGCAUAGACACUAGCGCUACAUCUAUGGUACUGAGUCGGGGCAUAGACUCUAAUGAUGAAUUUCAAACUAGAUUUUAAGCAGAUGUAUUAAAUUGUCAUAAUAUUUUAUUACUUAUAUUGUACUUACCUAACACAGAUAGACAGACAUUCGAUGUAGAUAUUUAAUACGAUAUUAGCUUCAAUAUAUUUUUAGAUGAUAUUUUUGAUAAAGCUUUCUAUACUGCCGGAUUUCUGAUACUUACGCCUCGCUUCUAAAAUAAAAAAAAAUCAUAAAAAUCGAAAUCAAAUUCUUUCUCCUAUCUUUCGCUAACUUAUUAACUUAGCUUCUGUGCCAAACUUUGAUGUAGAAUUUAUAAUAUUUCUUAAUAAAUAUUUAAUAAGCUCUCUUUCUCCUUACCAAAGCAAAACUAGAUUCUUAUAUUGUGGCAAAAUAAAUCAAUUCAAAAGAUAAUUACCUGCCUAUGUAUGUAUAUUUUUGUAUUCAUGAAAUAAAUAUUAUUCAGGUUUUUA
Messenger RNA from Helicoverpa zea (corn earworm), 3000 nucleotides. RefSeq names its product ribonuclease Oy-like. The record is from RefSeq and is a predicted model, not a curated record. The coding region runs from base 143 to 979 and encodes 278 amino acids. Gene Ontology annotation, biological process: RNA catabolic process. Gene Ontology annotation, molecular function: RNA binding; ribonuclease T2 activity. Gene Ontology annotation, cellular component: extracellular region. Lineage: Eukaryota; Metazoa; Arthropoda; Insecta; Lepidoptera; Noctuidae. The transcript is spliced from 3 exons.